This is a messenger RNA of Purpureocillium lilacinum, 282 nucleotides long. The record is from RefSeq and is a predicted model, not a curated record. NCBI's taxonomy places the organism in Eukaryota, Fungi, Ascomycota, Sordariomycetes, Hypocreales, Ophiocordycipitaceae.
AUGAAUAGGCUCUCCAGUCCGCCACAGCUGCGAUUCAGUAUGGUUCUGUUUCCCGCGUGCGCGUCUCAUCAGGAGAUUCAGAGUAUGGCAGCAGACGGGCUGAAUCUUUGUUGUGUCGAAAUCAUCCUUGGCGGAGAGGGGGCGCACGGUAUAAUCACCGCAGGAUCUUCGAAGGUUCGGUCGGACGGCCGCAUCGCCACGAGCCAAGUGAAGCUUUUGGCGAUGCCUGGAUGUGUAGUCUGCGCUUUAAUGGGCGGACGAGGCCAGCACUGCGAUGAAUGA